Molecule: messenger RNA, 809 nt
Organism: Diospyros lotus (date-plum)
Lineage: Eukaryota; Viridiplantae; Streptophyta; Magnoliopsida; Ericales; Ebenaceae
Product: MADS-box protein FBP24
Exons: 6
Coding region: 9-809 (266 amino acids)
Biological process (GO): positive regulation of transcription by RNA polymerase II
Cellular component (GO): nucleus
Molecular function (GO): RNA polymerase II cis-regulatory region sequence-specific DNA binding; DNA-binding transcription factor activity, RNA polymerase II-specific; protein dimerization activity
Source: RefSeq, a predicted model, not a curated record
UCAACAUUAUGGGUAGAGGAAAGAUUGAGGUGAAGAGGAUUGAGAGCAACACUAGCAGGCAAGUCACCUUCUCAAAACGCCGUGCCGGGCUGCUCAAGAAGACUCAUGAACUCUCUGUGCUAUGCGACGCCCAGAUCGGUCUCAUCGUCUUCUCAAACAAAGGGAAGCUCUAUGAAUACUGUACUCAUCCCCUAAGCAUGGGGCAAAUUAUAGAGCGGUAUCUGACUGUUACAGGGACCCGAAUACCAGAGCGCGAUGACCGGGAACAAAUAUACAAUGAGUUUAUAAGAAUGAAGAAAGAAACUCAUAAUCUUCAAAUGAGCUUGCACCGCUACAAAGGUGAUGACUUGAGCUCUGCGCAAUACGAGGACUUGGCUGCGCUUGAACAGCAGCUUGAAUCCUCGGUUAUCAAAGUUCGAGCUCGGAAGUUUCAGCUGUUGCAGCAGCAACUGGACAAUCUAAAGAGGACUGAAGAAAUGCUGGAGAAAGAGAACCAAGAGAUGUACAGUUGGUUGAUGAGUAACCACAUUCAGAAGCAGCAAGAACAAGUGGACCAUCAUCAACAAGCCAUAACUGAACUGAAGCUAGUAGGGGGGCAGCAAGUGCUGGACCAGUACACUUUCUUUGGGGAGGAGCAGCCUAGUGACAUUCUUCAGCAUGCAAGUGUCCCUCCACAGCUGCAACCAUACCGUCUCCAGCCCACUCAGCCCAACCUUCAGGAGUCCAGUCUCCACGAGCGCAGCUAUAGUACAGAUGAGACCUUGAAUUUAACAAUGAUGUUCGCACCAAAUUCAUGUGGUCUUGAAUAG